Drosophila nasuta is the source of this 371-nucleotide messenger RNA. RefSeq lists its product as uncharacterized. NCBI's taxonomy places the organism in Eukaryota, Metazoa, Arthropoda, Insecta, Diptera, Drosophilidae. The record is from RefSeq and is a predicted model, not a curated record.
AUGUUGAGACCGGGAUUAGUUCACAUAUGCGGAUGCUGUCGCUGGCAUUGGCUCAGCCCGUUGACUACUCCCAAUCCCAAGUCGCAGGUGGAGUACAUUAGUGUGCAGCCCGGAGGGAAGCCAAGGAUUGUGCCCAUCACAAGGCCACCUCUGAUUGAUUUGACGCCACCGCCGCCGCCAGGGGAUACCAAGAGUUUCACCUACAACGCCGAGACGCAGACAUGGACGAAGAUCAAUCCCCAUGAGCCGCCGCCACAAGAGGGCACGCUCAUCUGGAAUCAGAGCAAUGACAAGUGGUUGACCAAUGUGCCGUCUUAAAAUAAAUACAAAUAUUUUAAUCAGUUAUACAGUAAAAGUAUAAAAGUAUAGUU